AUGUCCCUAAUAUUCAAAUCAUUAUCAUUGAGAAUACCGAAUAUAACGAAUCCGCUCAACUCUUUAACACAGAUACGUACUGCCACCAAAAGAGUCUCAGGUUCCAAAACAAGUAAUAAAGAUUCAGCAGGUAGAAGAUUAGGUCCAAAAGUUAAUGAAGGUCAUUUUGUUAAACCGGGUCAAAUUAUAAUGAGACAAAGAGGUACUAAAAUUCAUCCUGGUGAUAAUGUUAAAAUUGGAGUUGAUCAUACCAUUUAUGCUGUUGAACCAGGAUAUAUAAGAUUUUAUUAUGAUCCUUUCCAUCCAACUAGAAAAUAUGUAGGUGUAUCAUUGAAAAAAGAUAUAAAACUUCCAAAAGAUCAUUUUGAGCCAAGAUUAAGGAGAUUCGGAUUUGUACCUAUUAGUAACAAGAAGAAAGCUAUAGAAGAAGAAGAAUCAAUGUCAAGAAAAGAAAUACAAUUACAACCAUAUUUAAAAAAACAAGAAAAUAGAAAAUUACAUCAUCAUAUAAGAACAACUAGGAGUUUUAGAGAACAAUUAAAAGAAUUCAAUUUAGAUGUUGAUCCAACCUUGGCAUCAGAAAGAUUAUUUGAAAUUUCACAAUUAGUUCCAUAUCACGAAUUAGAACAAGCUAGAGAACAAGUCACUUAUAAUAAACUUUACGAAUUAAGACUCAAAUUUAGACAAAAUAAACUUUCACAAGAAGAAUUUGAUUCAUCAAAAAUUGAAUAUAUGAAAUUUGCUAAAUCAGUUGAUAACAAAGUAGGAGUUUCCACCGAAGGUAUAUUAUUUAAUAUCGAAUCAUUACCAACAAAAACCGAAACAAUAAGUCAAUUGAAAAAUUUAUUUGAAUCUCAAGCAUUAACUAAAGAGUAUAAAGCAAAAGCAUAUGAAAUAAUAAAAACUCCUGGGGUUUUCAAUUUAAAAGAACAAGAAGAAUUGAAACGUCAAUAUUUACCUAGAGUAUUACCAUUAAAUACUCCUGGAUCAAUUAUUAAAAAACUUGACUUAAAUAAUAUACCUAAAAAUAUAAAAAUUCAAAAAAUCUAUGAUGAAGUUAAUCGUAAAGUUUUAACUGUUGGACGUCCAACUGAAGUUUUUAACUGA
Messenger RNA from Lodderomyces jiufengensis, 1107 nucleotides. RefSeq names its product mitochondrial 54S ribosomal protein bL27m (gene MRP7). NCBI's taxonomy places the organism in Eukaryota, Fungi, Ascomycota, Pichiomycetes, Serinales, Debaryomycetaceae. Gene Ontology annotation, cellular component: ribosome; mitochondrial large ribosomal subunit. The record is from RefSeq and is a predicted model, not a curated record. The transcript has a single exon. Gene Ontology annotation, molecular function: structural constituent of ribosome. The coding region runs from base 1 to 1107 and encodes 368 amino acids. Gene Ontology annotation, biological process: translation.